CUGAAUUCUCUCUCAUAUUGCGUGUUUGUGAACGCCAAGUUCUCGAGAUAUCCGAAAUUGAGUGAUCUGCGGCUGCUGUGGCUGUUGUUGCACUUCACUUCCGACAUCCAUCCCCAUUUUCUACCGCAGCCCCGCGCGUUUCCCACGCGGCUGGUACCGCUGUUCCGCCUCCCCCGCUCUUCCCUCGUACUGCGCGACCCUUGAUGCCGAAACUGAAUUUCAAUACCGAUGAAGCUUCGCUUCUGAAAGCAUACAAGAUUUCUACGCUCUACCCCACGAAAUGGGAGGAAGUGGACCACGAGCUGGAGAACUCCAUCGCGGGUGCGUUGGCCAGCAAUGCCAACGGAGAGGGCGAGGGGGACCCGCUGGGUCUGGGGGCUACCGUCAACGUCAGAGAUAUGGACAUGGAGUCCAAGGCGGCAGUUCUGAUCACGUCGAAGUCGUUCGAUCCUAAAGCGUUCCUGUCCGCUAUCCACCCAAACGCAAAGUACCAAGAUCUGGCCAACGGGAUAUCGCAUCUCCAGGCUUCCAUCGACUCGCGCUCCGAAGCGAUCCGGAUUCUGGUGGAAGACAACUUUGAUAGAUUCGUGGCGGUCAAGGCUUCGACAGAUGCUCUCUACUCGGAGAUGAAGGAGGGUCUGCUCGCCCCGCAGACCAACUACGGAUCGGUCCCGCUGCGUGAUCACCUCAAAGCCGCUGCUGUGAAAGCAGAUCAAGUCUUCUUGCCGGGAUUGGAGAAUGCCUCCAAGGCCCAUAAGCUGCGAACGACAUUGAACAUAUUCGAGCGCUCAAAGUCAUUCUUCAAUCUUCCUGGAUUCAUCAUUGAGUCCAUCGAAGCCGGCCGAUAUGAGCUGGCGAUGCGCGAGUAUAAGAAGGGAAAACUGCUUCUAGAGACCCGGCCGGGCCAACUUCUUCCCAUCAAUUCUUCGAAGGAUGGGCAAGUGUCGAUUGCCGACGAACAGCAGCAAAAACGCGUCCUGGAUAAAGUCUGGGGCAGCGUCGAGAAGGCCAUGGGUGAAAUGCGGAACGUGCUGCUCGCUCAGCUCCAGGAUCCUGCACGCAGCGUGGAGGAGCACGAGAAAACGCUAGAGAUCCUCAUGGAGGUACAAAUGGUUGAGGACCCGGCUUGGACCUACUUCGAUGCCCAACACGCGCAUGUCAUCAAGCAAAUGAAUGUCGCGUACAAGUCUUCCGUAGCUGCCGUCGAAGCUACAUUAGAGCAAACAGAGCCGGACGUGGCCGGACAAGACACUUUGACUGGUAUCUUGGUGGCUCAGCUUCAAGUUGCCAUCGCAGCACUAGAUAAUAAACAGUCAGAGGAAGCGGUCGCCAAGUCUGCCGCCGAGCCAGCUUGGAACAGGAUCUCCGAGUUGGUCAAGGUAUUGUCCGAGAUUGUGAUCACAUCUCUGCCCGGCUUCUGGCGGAUAUCCAAAAGCUUCAUAGAAGGCAAAUAUAAGAAGCCCCAGUCGAGCUCGCGCAGAAGCCCGACGCAGUGCCGAACGAUGGCAUUAGACAUCAUCAAGUUAUAUAUAUCCCUGCUCUCACAGUUCUUCACGUUGUCCGACAUGGCGGUAAUGAUGUCCCCCAAUGGAUCGACGAAAUCGCCGACGCUGCCUUCCAACUCCAACUCCCUGUGCACCGCACACUAUCUGACGAAGAUUCUCGGCGAGAUCCAAGAUACUGUAAACGAGAUAAAUGGGAUGGAAAUCGCCAGUGAUUCUGAGUCGGGACUGAAGAGUUUACUUGAGACCGCUAAGUGGAGGUUCGAGGAUCUGCUGAUAUCGGCCUGGCUGCGAGACGCGAAUCUUUUGUAUUACCUCGAGGAGUGGAUCGCCAGCCCUAACGAUCCGUCUGCCACACACUACCUGACCCAGAUGGAACUCUUCCAGCGGCAGGUCACAACUGCAGCCUUCAAACUUGCGGGCGGUGUAGACCUCGCGUCGACUACGCUAUCCAAGCCGGCUCGGCAGCACCCGAUUCCUGGUGCUUUCACGACCAAGAUUACCAAGGCGUUUAUAGACGCGCUGUAUGCUUUUAUGGAUGGCUUGGUCCAUCUUGCGUCUGAAGAGUCGCCUGUCGUGAAAGGCAAGAUCCCGCACACGGAUGCAGCUGGCGGCCCGGGUGGAACGAACCCCCUCGAGCUGUUGGAUCUGAUGGAUGGGGACACUCGCCUGCUGUUAGUCAUCUCUAACCUCGGACAUCUUGGGAAUGCGAUAUUGCCGAGCAUGAUCACGCAGCUGGAAUCCGCAUUCGGGAUCACGAUUGCUGAGGACCGACAGACGUUGAUGAGGGUCGUGCAAGAGCUGGACAGGACACUUUCCGAUGGAUAUACGAAGCCCAAGGUCGAGAAUGUAACUACGAUCAUCAGGAAUGGCAUCCUCGACCCGCAGAUGGACUGGUACGAGACCCCGCAGCCGACUGAAAUACGACCCUACAUGUACGAAGCGUUGAUAUUUCUAGUCAGCGUCCAUGCGCAGGUGUCCGGUAUCUCGGAGGGGCUGCUCACGCGCAUCCUCACGAUGCUCGUCGAAGCAUUGGCUGCGCAGGCCUUCGUUUCGUUCAAAGAGGUUCCGCGGUUCGGGAUGGGGGGAAUGCUGCGGGCCACGCUCGAGAUUGAGUUCAUGCACCAGACGUUGGGGCGUUACGUCAGUCCUGCUGCAGCCAAGCAGCUGGGCGAGCUGUACACCAAUAUCUCCAAGGCUUAUUCGAAGAGACCGGGCGACGAGGGGCUGCAAGGCAGUUUGGACGGCGUGAAGCGCACUUUAUCUGAUACCCGCAGGGCCACUGGGAUCGAGUUUCUGUGCUUCAGAGCGACCAAACCUGCCAAGAAGAAGGAAAAAUGAUCCCUGUAUAGUAUUAUUGUCUGUGUCGAUACCCGAGCUACGUCCAUGUGUGUUCUUGACUCAGAUAUGGACGAGCCAUGAAACGGACGUUGUCUCGUUGCAACUUGGCCUUCGGCUGAGUCCAGGAAUCCACCCAAGCCGUAAAGACGAAAGAUGCGGUUCUAUUUAUCGUAAAUCAGCUCAUCCGUCAGCAUAAGCUCCGGGCUAUGUUGUCAGAUGAUCCUGCAGCCAUCGAACAGGUUGGGUCUUUCGUCCGUUCAGCAUUCUGCUGGAAGCCACUGUGCUCCAGAGAUGGCAUGCUCAUCGUAAGGUAGCUCGAGGCAGCUUUCCACGCAUAUAAAUUUAUCCAAAAAUGGCUC
Molecule: messenger RNA, 3202 nt
Organism: Mycena citricolor
Lineage: Eukaryota; Fungi; Basidiomycota; Agaricomycetes; Agaricales; Mycenaceae
Source: the annotation of a GenBank genome assembly